GCAAUUUGGUUAUUUUUCUUAGCUAACUAUAAAAAAAAGUUACAUAUCUAUACUCUGAUCCUCUGUUUGCUAGCCUUCCAUGACAAAAUUCUAGUUUCCAAGCCUGUUCGACGUCAAAACAACAAUCACAAUCAUGCAGUAGCGGCUCCAUGAGUGACGACUGAAGACCCAAAAGUCUCCAAAAGGCAAUAACUGCGUGAAAUACAAAACUUUCAUCUCUUAGCCAUCUCCAUUCCUGUUCUUGAACCUACAAAACGCAGAUUUACCAUUAAAAUUUGGCGAAUCUGAUAUUGAUACAGCCAAUAGGGCUCAGUCACCAAUUAAUUCACCUAUCCUGAUCCCUUGAGAUGGGAUUGUCCUACUUGAUCUCGGGGGCUUGAGUUGAAAUGCAGCCCAAUUUGUUCCCCUUUGGAAGCUUUCAGGGAAAUCCGUUCGUAUUCAAUGGUGAUUUGAGUGAGGGGUUUGAGACCUCUAGGGUUUUCUUCUUAGUUCCUUUCUUGCUCUUCCAGGGAGGGGGAAUGGAUUUGUCCAAGGUCGGAGAAAAGAUCCUGAGCUCUGUUAGGUCUGCGAGAUCGCUUGGACUGCUCCCCUCUGUUUCUGAUCGGCCCGAGGUUCCAGCUAGAGCUGCUGCUGCUGCCGCUGUUGCUCGUGCUCUUGCGGGAUUGCCUCCUCACCAGCGGUAUAGCCUCUCAUCAAGUUCCGAAGAACUGAGUUCUAUAUAUGGAAGCAGAAAUCAUGGUGAAGAAGUAGAGGAGCUUGAGGAUGAAUUCUAUGAGGAGGAUUUUGAUCCAGUCAAGUAUGUUUUAGAGCAUGCUCCUGCUGAAGAAAGUGAGCUUGCACACUUUGAGAAACAGGCCGCUCUUAGAUUGGCACAGUUGGAUAGAGUAGCAGAGUGUUUAUCUCGCCACGUAAUGAAGCAUCAUGAAGUAAUGGUGAAGGGGAUGAAUUUGGUUAGGGAACUGGAAAAAGACUUGAGGAUUGCCAACGUCAUCUGCAUGAAUGGAAGAAGACAUUUGACCUCAUCUAUGAAUGAAGUUUCAAGGGAUCUCAUUGUAAAUUCGUAUUCCAAAAAGAAACAAGCUCUUCUGGACAUGCUUCCAAUUUUGACUGAGCUUCAACGUGCAUUGGAGAUGCAAUCAACACUUGAAUUACUUGUUCAGGAGGGGAAUUAUUGCAAGGCAUUUCAAGUGCUAUCUGAGUUUCUGCAACUUUUAGACAGUUUGUCAGAGCUUUCAGCAAUACAGGAGAUGACUCGUGGUGUGGAGGUUUGGCUGGGAAAAACUCUACAAAAGCUGGAUGCUCUUUUGUUGGGAGUUUGUCAGGAAUUCAAGGAAGAUAGCUAUCUAACUGUUAUUGAUGCCUAUGCAUUAAUCGGGGAUGUUACUGGUCUGGCUGAAAAGAUACAAAGUUUUUUCAUGCAAGAAGUUAUCUCGGAAACCCACUCUGUGUUGAAGGCUGUUGUGUAUGAGGAUGAGGAGGCACCUUUGCAAAAUAGUAGGCUCACUUACAGUGACUUAUGCCUUCAGAUAUCCGAAUCUAAGUUUAGGCCAUGCUUAUUAAGAACAUUAGCUGUUCUGUUUGAGCUUAUGCAUUCAUACCAUGAAAUCAUGGAGUUUCAGCUGGAUAGACAGGUCGCAGCAGGCCAAACUUCAAAUAAAGACAAUGAUGUUUCCUGUAGUCCAUGCGGGGCUGGGGAGGCUGAUGCAGAUGUAAGAACUCGUAGCAUCUCUUUUUCCGGUUCUGGAGAUGAGAUUCAUGGUUCAUCUUCAAGAGGAGAAUCUGAAACAGCCAGCUCACUGGUUGAAACUUCCAACACUACUGGUUUACCAUGUAUAGAUUCUCUCGAUCCAGUUAAUGAGUCUAGAAAGGAGGAUAAUGCAGCAUCAAGUAUUGAGUCCCCUUGGUACCAUCUGCGCAAAGAAGCUACAGAAUUUGUUUCACAGACCCUUAAAAGAGGGCGCAAGAAUCUUUGGCAUCUCACUACUAGCCGUGUUUCAGUAUUGCUUUCUUCUGAUGCAGCUUGUACCACAAGCAUUCACCAAUUCUUGAAAAAUUAUGAAGAUCUCAGUAUCUUCAUUUUGGCUGGGGAAGCCUUUUGUGGAAUUGAAGCAGUUGAGUUUAGGCAGAAGUUGAAGGUGGUUUGUGAAAACUAUUACAUUACUUUUCAUCGACAAAACGUUCAUGCACUCAAAAUGGUUUUGGAGAAAGAGAUGUGGUUAAAAUUACCACCAGAUACAGUGCAAAUGAUCAGUUUUUCUGGACUAGUUGGUGAUGGAGCACCUUUGAUUUCUUUGUCUAACCGCAAAUCAAUUAAUCCCAGUGGAGUUGACUCUGAUAGAUUAGUAAACUUGGUUCACAGUCGCAACAGCUCUAGGGAAAGUGGGUUCUCUUAUUGGCUUAGAAAUGGAAACCCAUUUUUGCAGAAAUUAUCAACCUCUAGAGAAGGUCAUUGUUUCUUCCAAUCUAAUGGAUCACCUUAUGGUGAACUUGAUGGAAAUUCGAACAGCAGUUUGUAUGGCGAUAAAUUUUUGCCUGGAAAGAAUGAUUCCAGUCAAAUGAAUGGUGCUAAUUCAAUUUCAGAAGAUGAAAAUGAGGAUCUUCUUGCAGACUUUAUCGAUGAAGACAGUCAACUUCCAAGUCGAAGUUCAAAACCCAAUCAUCCAAGAAGAAAGUCAUUACAUUGUAAUGAUGAAGAAAAUACAGCGCAAACUGGUUCUUCUCUAAGUCUCUUAAGAUCUAUGGAUAAAUAUGCAAGGCUUAUGCAGAAAUUAGAAGUAGUAAAUGUUGAAUUCUUUAAGGGAAUUUGUCAGUUAUUUGAGAUUUUUUUCAAUUUUGUAUAUGAAACAUUUGGUCAGCAUAACACUGGUUUCAAUGGAAAAGGUUCGUCCGAUUAUCUUAAUUAUCAGCUAAGGACAGCCUUAUCUAAAAUAGCGCAAGAUUGCGAUCAGUGGAUAAAGCCCCCGUCAUCUUCACCUACUUCAUCAUUUGUACAUUCAGAGGUAACACCUGCUGGCCCUCGCUCAAAUUCGGGUAACUCUGCAGUGACAUCUUUGGGUCUUAAGGAAAGAUGUGUGGCUGUUGACACUAUAUCAUUUGUUGCUCGAAUAUUGAAUAGAUCCAAAUCUCAUCUCCAAUCAAUGCUUUUGCAAAGUAACGCUACUGUACUUGAGGAUUUCUAUCUGCAUCUGGUGGAUGCGGUACCAGAUCUAGCAGAGCAUAUUCAUAGGACAACAGCUAGACAACUACUGAACAUCAAUGGGUAUGUUGAACGUGUUGCCAAUUGUAGAUGGGAAGUAAAAGAGCUUGGGCUUGAGCAUAAUGGGUAUGUUGAUUUGUUGCUUGGAGAAUUUAAGCACUAUAAAACACGUCUUGCUCAUGGGGGAAUUCGUCUAGAGAUUCAAGACCUCCUACUGGAAUACGGGCUUGAAAUUGUGGCGGAAACUCUUGUAGAAGGACUUUCACGGGUUAAGAGAUGUAGUGACGAAGGACGAGCUUUAAUGUCAUUGGAUCUGCAGGUUUUAAUCAAUGGACUGCAUCAUUUUGUGUCCAUGAAUGUGAAGCCCAAGCUACAAAUGGUUGAAACCUUCAUUAAGGCUUACUAUCUUCCAGAGACAGAAUUUGUGCACUGGGCCCGUGCGCACCCCGAAUACACUAAAAGUCAGAUUAUUGGGUUGAUAAACCUUGUUGCUUCGAUGAAAGGUUGGAAGAGAAAAACCAGGUUGGAAGUCUUGGAAAAGAUUGAGUGAGCUUUAUUAUUAUUAUUAUUAUUAUUUUUUUUUUUUUUGGGUUUUGGUUUUGGGCAAAGCUUAUGUCAGAAGAUUUUGUUCCUUUUCUCCUUUCCUUUUCAUUUCGGCAGCUGUUUUGGGGGCAGUGUAUAUUGGAUGUUAUUUAAUUGCAAGGCUUGGGAGUGCUUUCCAAGUCGUGUAUCUUCUGGCGUCCUGUAAUAUAAUAAUAUUUUUUUUGGAUUAAAUAAUAUAAUAUAAUGAUAAUCUUGUCAAAAUAAGCUGUAA
Molecule: messenger RNA, 4010 nt
Organism: Prosopis cineraria
Lineage: Eukaryota; Viridiplantae; Streptophyta; Magnoliopsida; Fabales; Fabaceae
Biological process (GO): retrograde transport, endosome to Golgi; endocytic recycling
Cellular component (GO): EARP complex
Molecular function (GO): SNARE binding
Source: RefSeq, a predicted model, not a curated record